GCAUACACUGAAAAAAAAAAUAUGGUUAAGCUAAUAAUUCAACCAUGUUUAAUUUUACCAUUAAUAUAUAAGUUAAAGACCACUCCUCGAGGAUGCAUCAUCAAGGGACUUGGCCCAUCGCUUAAGCCAAGUCCAACAACAACAACAAGUAGCCGUCACGUUGGAUUCAAUUAGUCGCCACCAGUCCAAUCCAUCUGCUUCCCUAGCAUAAUCCGACACCGCACAACACGUUGCACUUAGAUACUGUCCCGCGCAUGCAGCAACGACGAUGAUGACGACGACGACGACGACGAUAGCACCCAUGGCAUGUUGUCAGAAUUCCUGGUAAGGAGCUAGGUCAGCAGUUAGGGCUUUGAUGAUAGGUUUGGAGUAAUUUUAAUUUGAAUAAACGCGCACUUCAGUUUUAGGCGCAGUCGAGUUAACAAGUGUCUUGUUUUUUAAAAACGAACUACCGAACCUCCAGUUCAUAAGUGGCUUAGGUCGGUAGGAUCUAGUGAUUCGAAGUUGUCUCCGCGAGUGUUGUGUGUUCCGGCGAAAGUGCAUCGAGGGAAGAUCGAAACACCGAAGCCUCCAUCGACGGUUCAUCGAGGGAUUGCGAAUACAUCCGGAAGGAGUCAACCGAACACGAAGGACCAGCUAGCUUCAUCAACCGAGGGAAUAUCGGCAGACGAAACUGUCAAAAAACCACUGAAAAGUAGAAGGACUCCUUGCGUCACGCAACUCUCAACAUAAAGAUCAUCUAAACUUACAAAACAAGCAUUAAACCAAGUUUUUUUUUAGAGUACACACUGGACAAGAGGACAUGGAUACCCACAUUUUCUUCAUCACCAUCUCAAUACUUACUUCAUUCAAACCGAGUACUACACAAUCCAUCCGAUUAACCAAUCUGGCUUUAAAUCCCGGAAUAUUAGCCCUACAGGAAGGUUAUAGCUUUCGGAAGCUAGGUGAGCACAAGCUUUUUCAUAUUGUUGAUUUAGACAAAUACGAGCCUAUCUUUAGAAGGCUAAAAAUCAAUAUAAUUGGCAUAAACUCCUUUGGCAGCUAUUCAGGAAUGACAGAUUUACUUUCCACAAAAGUGAGCAAUACUCAGCAACUUUUCUUCGAACUUAAACCCAAAAUUAGGCCCAAGAGAGGGUUGUUCAAUUUUAUUGGAACAGGAAUCAAAACCAUUACAGGCAAUUUAGACAAUAAUGACCUCAUAGAAAUUUCCAAAAAUUUAGAAGACCUGAAUCUAAAUUCUAAAAUUUUGAUUAAUGAAAACAACGAGCAAAGAUUGAUAAACCAGCAAUUUCAAAACAGAUUAAAUAGAGUCAUAAACCAUUUGGAAAGCCAACAGGCUCAAAUCAGCAAAAAUCUCAUCUUAGCAAGAAACUGUUCAGCCCGAAAGGAUUUCAUAAUAUUUAAAGAAAUUUUCAAAAUCCAUUUUAAUCUAGAUUUUUUAAAAUCCCACCUUGAAGACAUUUUUGAAGCCAUUAGACUCCCAAAGAUUCAGAUUCUGUCAAAAAAUAUUCUGUCCUCUCAAGAAUUAGGUUUUGCUACAACAAAAUUAGAAGAAAAGGGGGUAGUCCUUAACACAUUGGAAGAAACAUACGAUUUCUUAGAACUUUCGGCAUUUCAUAACCACUCCAAAAUCAUUUUCGCGAUAUCUAUCCCGUUAUUAGAAAAUUUAGUUUACGAAAACUUUUUUCUGGAACCCAUGCCAGUAGGGAACAAGAUUCUAAAAAUGCCAUGCCAUGCGGGGCAACGAUUCAACAUUUAUUGUCACCAGAGAGUGCAAACGUAUCCAAAAGCGGAGGUUGUGCGACCCAGGCAAUUUGAUAAACAUCACCAAUGACGGUUGCAUUCCAGAACUAUUGCAAGGACUAUCAGCUAAUUGUUCUUUCACGAACUGCAUCAAUCCGACCGAAAUGAAACUUAUUAUGGAAAAUUUUCUAGUACUGAAAUCCGUAAGGAACCUGCAAAUCGAUUCAUCUUGCGGUAUUACAAAGAGUAACUUAACCGGAUCAUACCUUUUAGAGUUCCACAACUGCUCGAUAUAUGUGAAUGGUUCUACUUUCGAAAAUACCGAGCUUAUCGCUAUCGCAACAGAAACACCUGUGGUAUUGCCAUUAGAUGGGCUCUCAAUAUCGGAAAGUCACUUCGAAUCGACACGGCGGCUCGAAGAGAUUCACAUCGCCAAUCGUAAAUUUCUGGAGGAUUUCGUUGAGUCAUAGAAUCGGAACGUACUCAUCGAUGACUAUUUCUACCUUAAGUUUCCUGAUUGUUAUUAUCCUGAUUGUUAUCCUAGGAUGGAAAACAAUUCCCAAGUUCCAAGCCUUCUUUAGGAACGUUUUGCGCAGGAGAAAGGACGUCGAUAUGACGAAUCACCAAAAACGUUCCAAUUUUGGAAACGAAACGAAUCGGGACGAUUCCUUUUCAAAGGGGGGAGUAGUUAAAGACCACUCCUCGAGGCCGGAUGCAUCAUCAAGGGACUUGGCCCAUCGCUUAAGCCAAGUCCAACAACAACAACAACAACAACAAGUAGCCGUCACGUUGGAUUCAAUUAGUCGCCACCAGUCCAAUCCAUCUGCUUCCCUAGCAUAAUCCGACACCGCACAACACGUUGCACUUAGAUACUGUCCCGCGCAUUGUAACCGUUCGUCGAAUUUGCUCGAGAAGCUUUAAAACUCGAUGGCUUUUGCGCCACUCUCGCGAACGAGAGACCACCGGUUCAUUUAAAAGUUUGCCCGACUAAAUCCACGACUCUUAUCUCGAGGGCUUUCUCGAACGGCCGCUAACUUGAACUGAAACCCAAAACGCACUAAUUUAUACACACAAAAACGAACGAACUGAAACUAUA
Messenger RNA from Aedes albopictus (Asian tiger mosquito), 2839 nucleotides. RefSeq lists its product as uncharacterized. The transcript has 2 exons. Bases 803 to 1834 code for a protein of 343 amino acids. Lineage: Eukaryota; Metazoa; Arthropoda; Insecta; Diptera; Culicidae. The record is from RefSeq and is a predicted model, not a curated record.